Messenger RNA from Andrographis paniculata, 2869 nucleotides. RefSeq lists its product as uncharacterized. NCBI's taxonomy places the organism in Eukaryota, Viridiplantae, Streptophyta, Magnoliopsida, Lamiales, Acanthaceae. Gene Ontology annotation, cellular component: U5 snRNP; spliceosomal complex; U4/U6 x U5 tri-snRNP complex. The record is from RefSeq and is a predicted model, not a curated record. Gene Ontology annotation, biological process: mRNA splicing, via spliceosome. Bases 49 to 504 code for a protein of 151 amino acids. The transcript has 6 exons.
UGUACGCUAUAAAUUGCAGAGAAGAGGACAGUUGUCUUGCGAGUAGUAAUGGAGUAUUUGCUGCCAACGCUGAGGGAGAAGAGAGCGGUCGAUUCCCUCAUCAGAGACACCCUCGACAAGGUCCUCGUCCUCCGCUUCGGCCGCUCCUCCGAUGCCAUCUGCCUCCAGUUAGACGACGUCCUCUACAAAUCGGCGAGAGACGUUUCCAGAUUCGCUACGGUAGGGUUAGUGGAUGUGGAUUCGGAGGAGAUUCAGGUUUAUGUCAAGUAUUUUGAUAUAGCUUUCAUCCCCUCCAUUGUUUUCUUCUUCAAUGCUCACCACAUGAAGAUGGAUUCCGGAAGUGCAGACCACACUAAGUGGGUCGGUACGUUUCAGAGCAAGCAAGACUUCAUUGAUGUUGUGGAGGCAAUAUAUAGAGGAGCAAUGAAGGGAAAGCUUAUUGUUAAUUGUCCACUGCCUCCUGAGAGAAUCCCAAAGUUUCAGUUGCUAUAUAAAGAUGUUUAAUAGGUAUAUUUAUGUCUAUAAACUAUAAUGCAUGUCAAAGUUACCGUGUAAUCUAUUUGAAAAGUCCAUUUAUUUGGAUUUCUGCUCAAUAUAAGGUCAUAAUAUUUUGAAUUUGACAUGUUUUCCGAACUUAUUGUUUGGAAGACAAAUAUAUCCUGUUUUAGUAUCAGCUUGGUACUCUUCAAUUGCAAAUGCACUAAUGCGGUCAUAUUAAAAUUUUGUAUGAAUGAAAAUAAUUUAGUGGAUAUAAAUUAGAAUGUCGGUGUUCCUUAUGGAAUCAGAAAACAAGUCCAAGGUCAUUGAAAUAUUUAUGUCGAUCAUUCAUCAAUUAGCGUCGCUUUAAAGAUCGACUUAGAAUUUAGAAUCUUAUUCUUACAAUUGUGAUAUUUCCUGUCAAGAGGAUAGAUGCAAAUAUCAUAGAUGAACUUUAACACUUGGCCUUCACAAUAUGCUGAAAUAGAGCAUGUAAGAUCUUGCAACUAGCUCUGAGUUGGAUAACAUUACUAUUAAAGCGUUUUUUGAACUCUAAUAAUACAUUUUUCAAUUAUUCCAAGUAGUUCUUAUUAUUUUUUAAUGCCGUUGUCUCAAGUGUACUCUUAAGCUGUCACUAUGCAUGAUUCAAGAACAAUGUUGACUUUUUUGGUUUUUCAUAUAUAUUUGUUUAGUUUAUAGUGGGAACCCAUGUAACUAGGAAUAGCUGUUGAGAUGUCAGAUUUCGAAUGAGUCCAACAAACUUCCAUUUGUAAUAGUGGUUUGCAGGGCAGAAAUAUGGGUGCAGCCAUGUUACUCUGCAUUCCAUCUUUCCAAUUUUGGUGUUGUCUUUUCACCUCAUGUCGAAGAUGCCCUAACCUCUGCAUUUCCAGUGAUGUAUAUAGUAACCAUAUAGCACCGUAGCUUUUAAACAUAUCAAGUUGAUAUAACACUAUAAAGAUUGUCAAUUCCCUGAUGCUUCAUCUCAUCCAUAGUUACCAUGACAAGCUAUGCAUUUUUGCUGAUCCUAUUGUAACUACUGUGUCCGGUAGAAGACUAUAGAGACCUUACUCAUUAACCAUGAAAUUAACUAAUGUAAAAUCUUCUUUUGCCAUGGUGAGGAGAUUAAAGAACAUCUCCUGGAUAGUUCUUGAAGCAGGGAUGACUCUUAGACAACUUUAUUUCUACUGAAAUUAUCUUUCCUAUGUGCAUAUGCGAUGCGGAUUAGAAGAAAAAGGGCACUUCCAUUUAUCAAACAUGCUGUUGGCUAUGAAAAGUUUGUGAGGUGACACAAUGUGUAUUAUGUGUUAGCUGUUUUGCGAAAAUCUGUGUGUGUUGGAAAACUGAAUUGAUACCGAAUGGACCACUAUUUGUUCCAUUCUGUUCUCGUUGCCCACAGAAUCAGUAGAUGAAAAGUGUGAACAUGUAUGGUGUAUGCUAUGUAGUAUAUAUGGUAAUGGCGGUGGAAAGUGUCUGUGUCUAUCCAUCCAUCCCCUUCACCCCCACAAUCCCAAUCCCCAUAACUAUUUAUUGUAAAGCAGAGGAUAGGCAGGUGAUGAUAAUUGUAAUACAGGGGUGAUUGUGAUUCCCACAACCCAGAUUGUGAUUCCAUGGAUGGAUGGAUCAAGAUCUAUGUGGACCUCCCUCUACCCCGGUAAUUGGUGAAGAACCCCAGUCCCCUCCCUGGAUGGGCUUGUUCUGCUACAGCAGUAGAAAAUCUGGCCCAUACAUCCAUCCUUCUACUGCCAUAGAUGUGCCUAAAGCAGCAGCAGCAGCAGCAACACUCUUUUCUAUAAAUGGGAAUGGAUGGCGAGGAUUCAACGUCGCCGAGAAAGUCCUCCGAAGAUACAUCAUCGAAAUCCUUCCCUUGCCUAUACUGCUCAAGAAAGUUCCACAGCUCACAAGCUUUGGGAGGUCAUCAGAAUGCUCACAGAAAGGAAAGAACUGCUGCAAGAAAAACCAAAAGAAUUUCUGAUUAUCCCAUAAUGCCUCCCCCGCCACCAUUGAUGUUCUCUCCCAUCGGCAUUUUCAAUCCCUCCGCGUAUCUCGCCGCUGCCCGUCAGGUCGGAUCCAACGGCGCGCGUGUGUUUGAAGAUGUUUUAGUGUACAGUGGGCAUUACUUGAGUGAGGGUUAUGGCAACAAUGAUCAGAACUGGCAAUGGGGUGUGAGAUGCAAUGAAUCUGGACAUGAUGAUCAAAGGUAUGGGGACGGUGAGAUGCACAAAGAACAUAAUCUUGAUUUGUCUCUUCAUUUGUAGGAGAAGAACAAAAGUAAUGAUCCUUUUCAUGGCUACAUACAAUUUUUUGUUAGGCUUUUCAUCAUUAUUGCAUUGCAUUCUUCAAAUAAAAUUGUUUUCAUAUGUUUGUGACAAAUAAAGAUUAGAUUUUGUGUUUC